Molecule: messenger RNA, 4836 nt
Organism: Megalobrama amblycephala (Wuchang bream)
Lineage: Eukaryota; Metazoa; Chordata; Actinopteri; Cypriniformes; Xenocyprididae
Exons: 8
Coding region: 1339-3963 (874 amino acids)
Molecular function (GO): protein binding
Source: RefSeq, a predicted model, not a curated record
AGUCUUUUGAGAUACGGGCAAUUGUAUCUCUGAGAGACAAAAUGAUGCCUGAAAAAAGAGUGCAGGGAGCCUGACAAGUCAAAGAAUCUUUUAGCACAAGGUUCACUUUGAAUCGCAUGUAUGACAGUGAGGUGAAGCUGGUGGUUAUAGCAGUGGAUGUAGGGGAUAUGCCUGCCCAACCUUUGUUGUAAUAAAGCCUGAACACCACCUCGCACCCCACUCAUCACUGAUGCUCCAUCAUAACACUGGCUCAUUAUAUUAUCAGCACUGUAUCCUGAUUCAGACAAGUGUUGUAAUAUUUCAGUAGUGAUGUAAUCUGCAUCAAGCUGCUGGAGUUCUAACAAGCUAAUCAGAUGUUCCUCUGGCACACCAUUGCCCACAAAACGAAUUAUAACGGACAAAUUUUCAGUGUUACACCGAUCCCUUGUGCCAUCACUUUUCAAACAGAAUGCAGCUGAAUCAGCAGUAUCAUAUUUCUGUUUUAUUUUUUUCAGAACCAUGCCAAAAUUUCAAUCACUUCAUUCUGGAUGGUUUUGGAAGUGUACUUUGCAUUUUGUGGGAUACCUGAUGUAAUGUCAGCCAGGUAUUUAUCUUUUUCCAACGUGUAUUUAAACAACUUGGCAAAAAGCCCCGCGGCUAUGCAAUCUUCCUCACUGUCACAUGUUUCACAAUCCCCGCGUAGUGGAAGUUCAUUGACUGCUAAAAACUUCACAACACCUGCCAUGCUUUUUAUGUAAUAGCGAUUCUUUUCUAUCUGUUGGGGGCCGAGCAAACAUGCUACGGUCUCCCCUGACACCGAUCGGCGGCAAAACUCUGUCCAUGAGGUCGAGGCUUGUAAAUGAGCUUGGCUGCACGCAUGUUUUUGAAGACCACGGUCACGUUCUAAUGCUGCUUUCCAGUUUCGAAAACCUGUCGAAACGAACGUGUCAUUUUCAGAGAAAGCAACACCGAACACUCGACACGGAAAACAAAAGCAUGCAUCGCGAUCUACAGAAUAUUCAAGCCACGGCCGUGACUGAUACCAACCGGCCGAAAAACAUCUCUCUCUCCCUCCAAAAAGAGUUCGGGGGGUAUGAUUUCAGAACCGGCUGGUAAGGAUUCGCCCUGUUUAAAUCAUUUGGGACAGAAUUGCUGCAUUUUUGAGUGGGUGUAUUUGUGCUUUUGACACCAAAGCUGCUGAUGAACUCGACUCAUCCAUUUCUCCGACCUCAUUGCCGCAAAUGGAUGAGGAGGUGGUAGCUGUGUCCUGGUCUUAAAUCAAGUCUCACAUCAAGGAGGAAGAGAAGGAGCAAACUAUGUAAAAUGAGUGUGUGUGAGGAGGAGAACCGGACCUGAAAAAUGAGUGAGGAGCGAAAGGAGGAGGCGUCUCUUCACACUCAGAGAGCACCAUCUCCAGUAUCCAGCUGUGUGACUAUAAAGAGUAACAACUCCAUGUUUCAUCUGCCCCCUGAUCUCCGUGAUGGACCAUCACCAGUAUCCAGCUGUGUGUCCAUGAAGAGUAACAACUCCAUGUUUCGUCUGCCCCCUGAUCUCCGUGAUGGACCAUCACCAGUAUCCAGCUGUGUGUCCAUGAAGAGUAACAACUCCAUGUUUCAUCUGCCCCCUGAUCUCCGUGAUGGACCAUCACCAGUAUCCAGCUGUGUGUCCAUGAAGAGUAACAACUCCAUGUUUCGUCUGCCCCCUGAUCUCCGUGAUGGACCAUCACCAGUAUCCAGCUGUGUGUCCAUGAAGAGUAACAACUCCAUGUUUCGUCUGCCCCCUGAUCUCCGUGAUGGACCAUCACCAGUAUCCAGCUGUGUGUCCAUGAAGAGUAACAACUCCAUGUUUCGUCUGCCCCCUGAUCUCCGUGAUGGACCAUCACCAGUAUCCAGCUGUGUGUCCAUGAAGAGUAACAACUCCAUGUUUCGUCUGCCCCCUGAUCUCCAUGAUGGACCAUCUUCAGGAUUCAGUUGUAUGUCUAUAAAGAGUAACAACUCCAUGUUUCAUCUGCCCCCUGAUCUCCGUGAUGGACCAUCACCAGUAUCCAGCUGUGUGUCCAUGAAGAGUAACAACUCCAUGUUUCAUCUGCCCCCUGAUCUCCGUGAUGGACCAUCACCAGUAUCCAGCUGUGUGUCCAUGAAGAGUAACAACUCCAUGUUUCGUCUGCCCCCUGAUCUCUGUGAUGGACCAUCUUCAGGAUUCAGUUGUGUGUCUAUAAAGAGUAACAACUCCAUGUUUCAUCUGCCCCCUGAUCUCCGUGAUGGACCAUCACCAGUAUCCAGCUGUGUGUCCAUGAAGAGUAACAACUCCAUGUUUCGUCUGCCCCCUGAUCUCCGUGAUGGACCAUCACCAGUAUCCAGCUGUGUGUCCAUGAAGAGUAACAACUCCAUGUUUCGUCUGCCCCCUGAUCUCUGUGAUGGACCAUCUUCAGGAUUCAGUUAUGUGUCCAUGAAGAGUAACAACUCCAUGUUUCAUCUGCCCCCUGAUCUCCGUGAUGGACCAUCACCAGUAUCCAGCUGUGUGUCCAUGAAGAGUAACAACUCCAUGUUUCAUCUGCCCCCUGAUCUCCAUGAUGGACCAUCUUCAGGGUUCAGUUGUGUGUCUAUGAAGAGUAACAACUCCAUGUGUCGUCUGCCCCCUAAUUUCAGUGAUGGACCAUCUUCAGGAUUCAGUUGUGUGUCCAUGAAGAAUAACAACUCCAUGCUUCAUCUGCCCCCUGAUCUCCGUGAUGGUCCUGCUGUGACCUCUGACCCUGUUAUCAACAGCAGGAAGAGAAAGAGAGCAGCUUUUCCAGUACCCAACUGUGUGUUCAUGAAGAGUAACAACUCCAUGCAUGAGACCCAAAAAUUCAGUGAUGGAGCAGUGACAUUUGACCCUGUAUUAACAGCCUGUAAUCUCACUGAUCAGCACUGUGAAAUUGUGGCUUCAGCUCUACAAUCAUCAAACUCCUCUCUGAGAGAGCUGGACCUGAGUAACAAUCGCCUGCAGGAUUCAAACCUGAAGCUGCUCUGUGCUGGACUGAAGAGUCCAAACUGUCAACUCAGCACACUGAGAUUAACAGCCUGUGAUCUCACAGAUCAGAACUGUGAAAUUGUGGCUUCGACGCUGAAAUCAACAAACUCCCUCCUGAGAGAGCUGGACCUGAGUAACAAUGACCUGCAGGAUUCGGGAGUAAAGCUGCUCUGUACUGGACUGAAGAGUUCAAACUGUCAACUCAACAUACUCAGAUUAUCACACUGUUUGGUGACAGAAGAAGGUUGUGCUGCUCUGGUAUCAGCUCUGAGUUCAAACCCUUCACAUCUGAGAGAGCUGGAUCUGAGCUACAAUCAUCCAGGAGAAUCAGGACCGAAGCUGCUUUCUGAAGCACUCAACCAUCUGGACAAACUCUAUGUGGAUCACGGAGGAGAGUUCAUGAUUACAUCAAGACUACACAAAUACGCCUGUGAUCUCACACUGGAUCCAAACACAGUGAACCCUGAACUCGUUCUGUCUGAGGAGAACAGGAAGGUGACGCGUGUGGGACAGUAUCAGUCGUAUCCUGAUCAUCCAGAGAGAUUUGAUGGGUGGAAUAAUCGUCAGGUUCUGUGUGGAGAGACUCUGACUGGACGCUGUUACUGGGAGGCUGAAUGGAGUGGAAAUAAUACUGAAAUAUCAGUGUCUUAUAAAGGAAUCAAGAGGAAAGGAGGGAGUGACUGUUGGUUUGGAUGUAAUGAGAAGUCCUGGAGUCUGUCCUGCUCUGAUCACAGAUUCACUGUCCGUCACAAUAAUAAGGAAACUGUCGUAUCUUCUUCUUCAGUCAGUAAGAGAGCAGGAGUGUUUGUGGACGUGUCGGCCGGCACUCUGUCCUUCUACAGCGUCUCUGACACACACACACUCACACACUUACACACAUUCACACACACAUUCACUGAUCAACCCCUCUGUGCUGGAUUUAGAGUUCCUUAUAACUCUUCAGUGUCUCUGUGUCACAUUAAACAACACUGACUGACACAAUAAUAUUUAUACUGUGUGUUAAUAUAAAUUUUAACUGAACUGCUUGAAUACUUUGUGUAACUGAAGCUGAAUUGAGUGAAAUUAAACCUGAAAACAUCAAUUUAACUCAAAUCUCUUUAAUUUAAUGUAAUUUUAACACUGAACUUGUUUCGGUUGUGAAGGAUGAGGAGGAUCAAGAAUCCAGUUUCAGCAGUUUAUUUACAAAAACAAUCAAAGAUGAUCCACACUGAAAUUCAGACCAGAAACAGGAACAAAAUCCAAAGACUGGGAGAAGGACAGGGUUCAAGUUCAGGUUUCCAUGGGAACAAACCAGAUCUAGUUAGAGUUACAGAAACACAGAAACUCUAAAUAAAUCAACAAGCAGCUCAACAUCAGUGUUUUCUGCUCAUCCUCCACAGAAACAGACUCGACUCUUCACUGGAGACACACAAAACUCAGACAACAAACAUUUUUUGAGUUUGAUGAAUCAGUUCAUAACUUUAAUCUUUUAUCAAUGUUGUAAACAUCUCUGUCUCAUCUUGUUUGAGUAAUAAAUGAAAGAGUUCAUCUUCUGUCAUCUAUUGUUCAUCUUCUCCUGUUGUUUUAGGCUUUGACUAAAACAACUGUUUUCAGACUCUGUUAAGAGUUUUUGUAUAAACUAAUAUAAAGUGUGUCAUAAAUGAACAAUUAUUAUUGAUCAGCUUCAUUCAUAUGAUGUGUUUCUGCUGGACUGUUCAACUCUCUCCAGACUGAUGAGCUCCUGAUCAAUGUUCCUCUUUAUCUGGUAUUUAGAGGAAAAUGCCUGAUUUUUUAUAAUUUGAGUCACUUUUCAAAAGUUGAUAAAAGUUGCCAAAUGGAUUGCAUGUUAUAAACAGCUAAAUUUGU